This is a messenger RNA of Antechinus flavipes (yellow-footed antechinus), 3620 nucleotides long. It is a transcript of the gene LRRC4C, whose product is annotated as leucine rich repeat containing 4C. Gene Ontology annotation, molecular function: cell-cell adhesion mediator activity. Gene Ontology annotation, cellular component: postsynaptic density membrane; glutamatergic synapse; plasma membrane. The coding region runs from base 992 to 2914 and encodes 640 amino acids. The record is from RefSeq and is a predicted model, not a curated record. Lineage: Eukaryota; Metazoa; Chordata; Mammalia; Dasyuromorphia; Dasyuridae. Gene Ontology annotation, biological process: synaptic membrane adhesion; regulation of axonogenesis; modulation of chemical synaptic transmission. The transcript has 3 exons.
AAAUUUGGAGGGGGGAGAGGCAAGGAAAGGAAGGAAACGACGAUGUAAAAGAAAGACUUUUGGGUGGCGGUGACGGUUGGGUGUCUUGCCAAAAUGAAGGAUGCGGGACGCGGAUCUAUCCUGGAGCCCAAGGUGCUGGAGAAACUGAACGUGCAGGAGAGAAGAAGGAAGAAAGCAGAUUGUCCUGCGAGACCUGGAUCUUAACAAAUCCAUGUAUAUAGCUAUACAUACGUACCAAGGGAGAGAGAGGAGAGAGAGCGCGAACAUUCUAAGAUGAAAUCGACCAACCUCAGACCACUGGGAGAUUGUGUUGUUCUAGUCUAAAUAAAAAAUAAACAAUAAACACCCCGGCCCCACACACAGAAGGGGGGACAUAAAAAGGGGGGGCCACUGAAAAAUGGAGAACAGAGGAUCCGGAAAGGAAAAGUAUUUUCAUUAAAGAAAUGAAAAGCAAGAAAAGGAGGAAUCUUGGAAUGAAAAGUUUGGGGUUUUUGGCCAUUUUUGUUUUUUUAGAAAAGUAAAGCCGUGCUGUGCAGAGGUGGUCUGGUUUUAUUUUUCUUUCGUUUUAUUGUUAUUUUUUUUUUUCCUUCCACGAGAAGAGAUAAAUAAUACAUCUGCAAAGAAAUUUCGGAGAAGAAAAGUUGACCGUGCCAGAAUGAGGCAUUGAUUGGGGGAGAGAAAAUCAGCAGGGCAGGGUUGGAGCUUUGCCUGUGUUGACUAAAAUUGAUGGAAAAUUGCAGUUGGAUUUUUUUCCUUUUUUUUUUUUCUCUUUUAUUUUUUUGCGUGUCAAGAUCGUAUUUUUUUUUUUUUUUCCUUGCUCGUAACCUCCUGGAUUUUGCACCUGGACGUUGCCGUGAUCGGUCUGAAAUACAAAUGGCUUACUUCAAGUUCAUAUUGAAGUAUCUUGACAUAGAGAGGACUUUAAUGGAGUGCAUGGUCUGCCCGUCAGAUUAUUUGAUCUCCAGAAGGACCACCACCAGAUAAAUUAUGAAUGUUGAACAAGAUGACCUUACAUCCACAGCAGAUGAUGAUAGGUCCUAGGUUUAACAGGGCCCUAUUUGACCCCCUGCUUGUGGUGCUCCUGGCUCUCCAACUCCUAGUGGUGGCCGGUCUGGUGAGGGCCCAAACCUGUCCUUCUGUAUGCUCCUGCAGUAACCAGUUCAGCAAGGUCAUCUGUGUGCGGAAAAAUCUCAGAGAGGUCCCUGACGGCAUCUCUACCAACACGCGGCUCCUGAAUCUCCACGAGAAUCAGAUUCAGAUCAUCAAGGUGAACAGCUUCAAACACCUGAGGCAUUUGGAGAUCCUCCAGCUGAGCAGGAAUCACAUCCGUACCAUUGAAAUCGGGGCCUUCAAUGGUUUGGCAAACCUCAACACUUUGGAGCUCUUUGACAAUCGGCUGACCACCAUUCCAAAUGGGGCUUUUGUAUACCUGUCUAAACUGAAGGAACUCUGGCUGCGAAAUAACCCCAUUGAAAGCAUCCCUUCUUAUGCUUUUAACCGAAUCCCGUCUUUGCGCCGGUUGGACUUAGGAGAGUUGAAGAGGCUUUCGUACAUCUCCGAAGGGGCCUUUGAAGGUCUCUCCAACUUGAGGUAUCUGAACCUUGCCAUGUGCAACCUGCGGGAAAUCCCAAACCUCACGCCGCUCAUCAAGUUGGAUGAGCUGGAUCUUUCUGGGAACCAUUUGUCCGCCAUUAGGCCGGGCUCUUUCCAGGGUUUGAUGCACCUGCAGAAAUUGUGGAUGAUCCAGUCACAGAUCCAGGUGAUUGAAAGGAAUGCAUUUGAUAACCUUCAGUCACUGGUAGAGAUCAAUCUGGCACACAAUAAUCUGACCUUACUGCCUCACGACCUCUUCACGCCCCUCCAUCACCUCGAGAGGAUCCACCUGCAUCACAACCCUUGGAACUGCAACUGUGACAUUCUGUGGCUCAGCUGGUGGAUAAAGGACAUGGCGCCCUCAAAUACUGCAUGCUGUGCCCGCUGCAAUACGCCCUCCAACCUGAAAGGGAGGUAUAUCGGGGAAUUGGAUCAGAAUUAUUUUACCUGUUACGCUCCUGUGAUUGUUGAGCCUCCCGCGGACCUCAACGUCACAGAGGGCAUGGCGGCAGAACUCAAGUGUCGGGCUUCCACCUCCCUGACCUCCGUCUCUUGGAUUACUCCCAAUGGGACGGUCAUGACUCACGGAGCCUACAAGGUCCGGAUUGCUGUGCUCAGCGAUGGCACAUUAAAUUUUACUAAUGUAACUCUACAAGAUACAGGCAUGUAUACAUGCAUGGUGAGUAACUCUGUUGGGAAUACCACAGCUUCAGCCACCCUGAAUGUGACCGCAGCCACCACUACCCCAUUCUCGUAUUUUUCCACCGUUACCGUAGAGACUAUGGAACCUUCUCAGGACGAGGCUCGGACCACGGAGAACAAUGUGGGGCCCACCCCGGUCAUUGACUGGGAGACCACCAAUGUGACCACCUCUCUCACGCCCCAGAGCACAAGGUCCACCGAAAAAACAUUCACCAUCCCUGUGACCGAUAUAAACAAUGGCAUCCCGGGAAUCGAUGAGGUGAUGAAAACCACGAAGAUUAUCAUUGGUUGCUUUGUGGCCAUCACGCUCAUGGCAGCCGUGAUGCUGGUCAUCUUCUACAAGAUGCGGAAACAGCAUCAUCGGCAAAAUCACCACGCCCCCACGCGGACUGUUGAGAUCAUUAAUGUGGAUGAUGAGAUUACAGGGGACACACCCAUAGAGAGCCACUUGCCCAUGCCUGCUAUAGAACAUGAGCACCUAAAUCACUAUAACUCUUACAAAUCUCCCUUCAACCACACAACAACAGUUAACACAAUAAACUCAAUACACAGUUCAGUGCAUGAACCGUUGUUGAUUCGAAUGAACUCAAAAGACAAUGUACAAGAGACUCAAAUCUAAAACAUUUACAAAAGUUACAGAGAAAAAAAACAACAGACGGUUUAUUAAAAAAAAAAGUGACACAAAUGACUGGGCUAAAUCUACUGUUUCAAAAAAAAAGUGUCUUUACAAAAAAAAAAACAAAAAAGAAAAGAAAUUUAUUUAUUAAAAAUUCUAUUGUGAUCUAAAGCAGACAAAAUGAUGUGUAUUCCUCAGAACCUGUUUUGCUGCAUUUAUUUACCCUCCCUUCCCCUGCUGCCCUCCCUCCCUUUUUGCCAUAUUUUUCAUAGGAAAUCUCAAUUCCCUAAAGAACUGGUCUAGGAAAUUUUGUAAGAAUUCUGUUAUACUUUGGGAUUUUUAUGGUGAAUUCUAGUGGUGAGAUUCGGUCUAUUUUGUCUCUUCUGUUUUUUUUUUUUCUUCUUCUCAUGCCCUUAUGAAAUACUCCAAUGGGGGAAUGCAGUAUUAGACAUAGAUUUAUAAGAGAGAAAGAGGGGGAAAAUGCGAAAUCUUAUAUUUUUCAUGUAAUGAUCUGUUCUGUAUUUACUGAGAGGACCAUUCUGUGGAAAAGAAAAGAAAAAAAAAAAGAAAAAAAGCAAACAAGAGAUUAAUUUACAUGUCAGAAUCUAUAAAUCCCAUGAUCUUUUAAUGACUCUAGAACCAGAAUUUGUAGUUUAAAAAAAAAACUAAAAUAAGGUUAUAAAUAAAAUAUUGUUGGUUUUUUUCUGUA